Schistosoma intercalatum is the source of this 654-nucleotide messenger RNA. The record is from the annotation of a GenBank genome assembly. Lineage: Eukaryota; Metazoa; Platyhelminthes; Trematoda; Strigeidida; Schistosomatidae.
AUGGUAACCCUGUGUGAAAAUUUCAAUAGUUAUCAAAUGAGCAUUGUAAAUACAGAAGCAGUCUUGGUUAUUUUCCAUUUCGAUAAGGAAUUAUGUAAAACAUUCAACAAUAGUGUAGUUCGUCAGAAAAGUGUAAUGAAAAGCUAUGGAAACGGUCAGUCAGUUGGAUUUGCUGAUGAAAUUGUUUGUUUAAACGGUGACUGGAAACGCAAUACAACGAUUGGCCUUCUGCAUUUUGAUUCCGCUGUGGCGGCUCAGAGGUGGCUUAUCAGCGAUCCAAUAGUUCGUCAGCACGACUGGUUGGAUGAUGCGGAAAUAUGGAUUGUACCUUUAUGUACGGAAAUAAGACCAUGGAAUUACUUGCAGUUCAGUUUAUUUAGCUCAAUUAAUGAAGACAACUUUAAAAACCAAUAUUUACCUAAAUUUGAAGAAUCAGUUUCAAAAUUUGGAGGAGUACCAUUUAUUAGUUCAACUUCCUAUAUUGAAGUACCUCGAGGACUAAAAGAAAUCGACUAUUUAAUUAUUACUGGAUGGCCCGAUGACGAUAGCUCUCUUAAGUGGAACCAAAGUCAUGAAGCAGAAGAACUAAGAAAUAUGCAGGAAUCUUUUUCAAAGUCUUCGACAAUAUUGGCGAUGAUACGACAUAAUUACUAG